CUCAAAAAAACGAUAUGGUUGCAAUAAUAAUUGACAAUCAUUUGUUCCACCGACUCAAAAUUACUCCGUCCGAAUUUCAGCAAUAUACAGCAGCAAUCAAGCAAAUGUUUCCAACUGAAGAUGAGAGAGUAUAUUAUUGUCCACGACCAAAGAAAUGUAAGGCAAAUCCAAAAGGAAAGCUUUAUGCUCGAUACAAAAAUAUUUUAUCCAAAUACAAAGGAAAUCUCAGGAAUUCCGAAGAGCGAAUCCCAUCACCCUCAUCACCCAUCGUUGAAUGUGAUGAUAUUUCAGAAAUAAUUAUGGAAAGCGUGCAAUGGCUUCAUCAAAAUUCCGAGCCAUGGGAUGAUGUUGUCUGCAAAUGGAAGAUCACGUCCAGUUGGAGAAUUCAGGAAUUCAAAAGAGAUUCGGACGCAUCUCUUGAAUCAUUUUUGAAUAAAUGGCCUAUAUGCAAGAAUCCAGAGGGCUUCAAUUUGAUGAUGAUAGAUUUUGAGACUGAAAACCCAAACGUCGCCGUCGGUGAGAGUACAUCCUUUGAAACCAGUUUUACUCGAAUUGUCAACAGAGUACUGUUCAUAAUGACAACUGAUAUAAAAGAUAAACCCAGUAAGCAAUUGUUGAAAAAGAUAUAUGAUCCUCUUACAACAGAAGACUCAAUAGAUUGUAUCCUGGUUCUCCUAUUGAACGCUUUGAUUCUCCCAGACCGUGAGGAUGGCAACAAGAAGCCAACUAUAAAAGAUGCUCAAAGGGACAUGAUCCUUCACGUCAAGACCGAAAAUCAGGUUUCAGGAGCUGUCGAGGAAGUGAGGAAGCGACAUGAGCAGCCAAUAAUUGUUGUAAUUGGCUCAGAAAUUACGAACCUCACUAAGUUUCAAGUCCACUUCAAAGAGAUUUCAUAUGAAAUCCCAAAAUUCGCAACGUGCGUGGAAGUUAUUCUCAAAAUAAGCCUUUUCUUUCGGAUUAAGUACCCCUACAGAUGCAAACACGCUUGGGAAAUUCUUCAGGGAUAUUUCAUUCGCACUUCAAACGAAGUGCACAAUCCAAAAGUCCAAGAUAUAUUGAAUAGAAUCAAUUAAAAUAUGGAUUUUAAGUGUUGCAUCUGUCAAAAGAUUGUGAAGGGAGAGGCCCUGUUCCUUAAUCAUUUGAGAAAAACGCACCGUACACCAACCAAUUAUGACUAUAAAUGCAUGGCAGAAAACUGCCAUCAAGUGUUCACGAACUUUUAUGUUUUUAGAACACAUAUUAAAAAGCAUAAAAAAGACAACAUUUCUCACCAAUCCAUGACAGAGAGUUCCGAAAAUUUUGGCGAAAUACUUAACCAUUUUGAACAAAACUCUAACGUGAAUUUUCCUAACUCUAUUCAGCCAAUUCAACUUAAGAGCCCACAUCUCGAAGCAAGUAGAAGCGACCAAAAUUCUCAUUUAAAAUUUAUGUUAGCUUUGCAUUCUGCACCUAAUUUCACACGAAAAAACGUUCUAAAUAUUCAAGAGGAAAUUGUACAAAAUAUUGUUCAACCAAUAGCACACGAUUUGAAAUAUUUUAUGUCAUACAUAAAUAUGGAAAAACAAGCAGAGUUUCAAGAAUAUAUUGACAAAGUUGAGGGAACAUUUGCAAAUAUUAAUACUGAACACAAACUUUUAAAAACCCUUGAGAAAAUGUCUUUUUAUAAAGAACCUAAAAAGUUUCAAGUCCUGUUCGAUGAAAGUGGUUCCAAUGAAAGUAUCGACAUGAUUCAAGGUUGCCUUCAUGAUAUAAAUUUUCAAUUAAAAAGAUAUUUUGAAUCUGGGAAUAAUCUUGAACUCACUUUAAGUAAUGUAGAAGAAUUGUUAAAAUCUAAUAAUCAUAGUCAUUUCAUAAAUUCAAAUUAUUGGAAAAGGGUAAUGAAUGCUUAUGCCAAUAAGAUAGUUUUCCCGAUAUUUCUUUACACAGAUGGAUUUGAAGUAAAUAACAACCAGGGUCCUCACAGUGAAUCUAUUUAUGGGAUAUACUAUAGUAUUCCAGUUAUACCAAAUCACUUACUAUCAUCACUUAAAUCAAUUUUUGUAGCCGGUUUUUUCAAAGCUAAAGAUAUUACGAAAUUUGGUGCGAAUGUUUGUCUUCGAGAUCUUGUAAGAGAAUUAAUAAAACUUGAAUCGGAAGGAGUUGAAGUUGAAACCAAAAAUGGAAAAAUGAGAAUUUAUUUUGCACUUGGGCAAAUAGUUGGUGACAAUCUUGCCAUAAAAGAAAUUCUUGGAUUUUCAAAAUCUUUUAAUGCUCAUCUUUUUUGCAGAUUUUGUCUUAUGACCAAAGACACCUCACAAAAAGCAAUAGUUGUUGAUACACGAGAAAUAAGAAACCGGGAAAAUUAUCAAGAAUGUCUUAAAAUGAGUAGUGCAGAAUCAGGCUUAAAAGUAAAUUCAAUUUUUAACAAUUUGAGUCACUAUCAUGUCACAGAUAAUAUGUCGUCAGAUAUAAUGCAUGACCUCUAUCUCGGGGUCUGUAAAUAUGAUCUGGGACAUAUCCUACGAUAUUUCAUUUAUGAAAAACGUUAUUUUACCAUAAAUCAAUUAAAUGAUCGUAAACAGAAUUUCCCUUAUGGUAAGCAUUUUUCAAAUAAUAAAAGUCCUGAUAUUAAAAAAGAUCAUAUUUUAACGAAUAAAUUCAAAAUGAAUGCCGCAGAAAUGAAAACAUUUAUGAAUUUUAUUUUAUUCAUGAUAGGAGAUUUUGUUAAAAUGUCUGAUCCUGUCUAUAAAUUUCUAAUCGUUUUGGUAUAGAAAUUCUCGAUAUUGUUAUUCUCAAUGAAUUUUCUGACUUAAUACUUGAGCGGCUUGAAAAUUUAAUUCAAUUGCACAACAAACAAUAUGUAAAACUUUUUAAAGAUUCUCUGAAACCAAAACACCACAACCUCAUCCAUUAUGUCGAAAUGAUAAGAAAUUCUGGACCUCUAAGACACUUGUGGUGUUUUCGUUUCGAAAGUAGGCAUCUUGACUUGAAAAAAUAUUCCCAGAAUGUUACUUCUCGUAUUAAUAUUUGCUACACACUUUCUGUCAAAACCGGAUUAAUGUUUUCCAAAGCAUUAAUUAACAAUGAAUUCUUUACUGAUGAAAUGACAUAUAAAGUAAAUGAGGAAAUUAGUCCAUCCAAUUUGGUCUAUUACAAUGUUUUGCCUGAUGAGCUUAAACUUUUAAAUAAAAUUAAUUUAAUUCAAGAAUUGAAUUACAAAAACUUCAAAUAUUCUAAAAAUGAAUUCAUUGCAGAAGACAAUACAUUGUUUAAAAUAUACGACAUAAUAGUCGAGAAAAAAGAGGCGUAUUUAGUAGUAGCUAAAGUAAAAACGACAUUUGUAAAAAAAUUUUUGUCAUACAAAAUUCUUGAGGAAUCAGAAGAUUUUAAUGUGAUUAGACCGAAGAAACUACUGGCUGUAACCCCUAUAAUUAAAAAUAACCUAACAUAUGUUAGAAUAAAUGAAUUUUGAAACCAAUGAAAAAAA
Messenger RNA from Phlebotomus papatasi, 3466 nucleotides. RefSeq lists its product as uncharacterized. The transcript has 5 exons. Lineage: Eukaryota; Metazoa; Arthropoda; Insecta; Diptera; Psychodidae. The record is from RefSeq and is a predicted model, not a curated record. The coding region runs from base 15 to 1073 and encodes 352 amino acids.